AUGCCGCCAUUCCGACCUUCUUUACGCAUCUCCAGAGCUCUCGAGCUCCCCCACAGCUAUGCACCACGGCCGACAUUGCGCCCAAGUCACCUCAAAUACCGACAAGUACAGGCGCCGCGAAGAUGCAUGGCCGGCGUCCCUCCAAAGCAGAAGCCAGACCCCAUGGAGGAAUGGCGAAACCCCGAGCCUAGCAAAUGGCCGAACAGGAUACGGCUGAUGAUGCUGCCCUUCAUUGGGGCUAUAAUAUACUCUAUGUGGACAGAUGAUUCCAUCAAGACCGAAGCGCCCACCAUCGCCGAGAAAGACGCCCUCCUCAAACGCGAAAAUGGUGUGUCCGAGAACUCGCCAAUGCGCCUACGAAUGGAGCAGUUCAUUAAGCAGCACCAGAAGAAGAUUGUGUCUGAAUUGGAAAAGGUCGAUGGCACACCCUUUACCAUCGAUUCCUGGCAGAGGCCGGAAGGCGGAGGCGGCAUCACCUGCGUGCUACAGGAUGGCAAGGUAUUCGAGAAGGCAGGCGUGAACACGUCAGUUGUAUACGGACGCCUGCCUCGCGCCGCAAUCCAGAAGAUGCGCGUGAACCACAAAGCUCUCGACCCAGACGUCGACUCGCUCGAAUUCUUUGCCGCAGGCCUGUCCAUGGUCCUGCACCCGCACAAUCCUAACGCGCCGACCGUACACUUGAACUACCGCUACUUCGAGACCGCUGACGAGGCUGGAAACUCGACUGCAUGGUGGUAUGGCGGCGGUUGCGAUCUCACGCCCUCAUAUCUCUACGACGAAGACGCAAUACACUUCCACCAAACAAUCAAGGCGGCAUGCGACAAGCAUGACAGGGGAUACUAUCCGCGAUUCAAGAAAUGGUGCGACGAGUAUUUCAGCAACAAGCAUAGGAGCGAGUCACGCGGCAUAGGCGGAAUCUUCUUCGAUGAUCUAGACGAGACGGAGAAGGAUCAAGAGCAGCUGUUCUCCUUUGUGCAGGACUGCUUGUCUGCUUUCUUGCCAUCGUACAUACCCAUCAUUAACAGGCGGAAGGACAUGCCCUACACAGAGGAAAUGAAGCAGUGGCAACAGCUCCGGAGAGGCCGAUAUGUGGAAUUCAAUCUCGUGCAUGACCGAGGCACGGCUUUUGGACUGAACACCCCCGGCGCAAGAGUGGAAAGCAUCCUGAUGAGCUUACCGCUCACGGCAAGGUGGCAGUAUAUGCAUACGCCAGAGAAGGGCUCAAGAGAGGAGAGAUUAUUAGAAGUGCUCAAGAAGCCAAGGGCGUGGGUGUAA
Molecule: messenger RNA, 1275 nt
Organism: Cucurbitaria berberidis CBS 394.84
Lineage: Eukaryota; Fungi; Ascomycota; Dothideomycetes; Pleosporales; Cucurbitariaceae
Product: coproporphyrinogen III oxidase
Exons: 2
Coding region: 1-1275 (424 amino acids)
Cellular component (GO): mitochondrial intermembrane space; cytoplasm
Molecular function (GO): coproporphyrinogen oxidase activity
Source: RefSeq, a predicted model, not a curated record